This is a messenger RNA of Drosophila serrata, 645 nucleotides long. RefSeq lists its product as uncharacterized. The record is from RefSeq and is a predicted model, not a curated record. Lineage: Eukaryota; Metazoa; Arthropoda; Insecta; Diptera; Drosophilidae.
GUAAACAAAUAUCAACUGGUCUUUGCUUUCGAGGUCACAAAAUCCAAAUUAAUAUUGAAAUUAUGUAAUAAACGGAUACACUUUCUUUUUGUUGAAGCCAUGAUUUUCAAGAAAUGUUGCUUUUUAAUACCGCUAAACUACGGAUGUUACAUCAUCGGUGCCCUGUUCCUGAGCUUCCACGUUGGCGAACUGAUAACGCAUACGAGCGACACGAUCUUCAUAAAGAACGUCUCCCAAAAGACCUGGGGGCUGGUCAUGGCACCGAUCCUGAUGGCGGGUACCUUGGUGUCCGUAAUGCUGAUCUAUGGCGCCGCCAAGCGGAAGCGAGGAUUUGUCCUGCUCUGGGUAAUAGUAAAUGUAAUCACACUCCUGCUGUAUAUCGCCCUGUAUAUAGUCUCCUUCAUCAAGUCCUCGCCGCAGCCGAUAAUAAUUGCCGUCCAGUCGGCUAUCAUACUUGGUCUGAUAUACUCAAUAUUGGUAGUGCAUUCAUUUUACGGGUACCUGUCGACGGUGGAGCACGAGGACGUCAUCUGAGGUCACUGUCAUACCAUGCCAUAUGUAACUGUAUAGUUUCAUAGUUUUCAAAUUAAAUUAUGCCCAGUGACUUCGUAAUUCUUCAAAUAAAUAUAUGAUCUUUUAACCAGA